AUGGCGGGGGCGGGCGGGCCCGGCGGGCGGCCCGGGGGGCUGCAGCCCCUCCGCGCUACCGUCCCCUUCCAGCUGCAGCAGCGCCGCGGAGACGGCGGCCGGGCAGCCAGUGUCCCCUGUGCUGCUGCUGCUGCUGCUGACAAGUGUGGCCGUCCCCGGCAGCCCCGCGUGCGCCGCACCUCCUCGCUCGACACCAUCCUGGGCUCCUACCUGCUGGGACAGUGGCCACGGGACGCUGAGGGAGCCCCCUCUUCCUGCAUGAGUGACAAAGCUACCCAGACCCCAGUGUCCUGGCAGGAGGUGGAGGUGGGGAGAGGCAGCUCCGGGGCUCACCAACGUUCAGCUUCCUGGGGCAGCACAGAUCACCGCCGAGAGAUUGCCAAGCUGAAGCAGCAGCUCCAGAGAACAAAGCUCAAUGGCAGAAGUGGCAAAGACAAGGAGAAGAGCUCCCCACUCCAGGGGGACCAUGCUGUCCUUGGAUCAUCCCUCAGGGACUCCUCUUCGAGCUUCCUUUCUCCAUCUCUCAUUUUGAGGCUCAGCCCCUGCUUGCACAGGAGCCUGGAAGGGCUAAACCAGGAGCUGGAGGAAGUAUUUGUGAAGGAACAGGGAGAUGAAGAGCUUUUGAGGAUCCUGGAUGUCCCAGAUGGCCACAGGGCACCAGCACCUGCCCAGAGAGGCUCUGAAGAUGUGUCCCUGCCCCUGGAGCCCAGCAGCAGCUCCAGCAGCCUCUCUCCUUCCCCUUCUGUGCCUCUCCACCUGUCCCCACACACCCCGGGGAGGCUGGCAGCAGAGGAGGCCCCCUCUGCUGGGGAUGAGCUGCAGCCUGAUCCAAAGGAGAAAGAGGAGGGCAGCCCUUCUCCAGUCCUGGCCUUUGCUUCUUCUCCUCGACCCAACCACAGUUACAUGUUCAAACGGGAACCUCCCGAGGGCUGUGAGAAGGUCCGGGCCUUCGAAGAAGCUUCCUCCCCCAGCCCUGACCAGCCUUUCCAGCCUUCCUGUCCAGACAAGAACAAAGUGCACUUCAACCCCACCGGUUCUGCCUUCUGCCCUGUCAGUCUGGUCAAGCCCCUCUUCCCAAACGUGGGUUUCCUCUUCAGAGGCUUCCCAGCUUCUCCCAGCCCUGGCAUGGGCACGUUUACAUCCUGCCAGCCCCCAGCCCCCAGCCCCUUCCUCGGGGCACGGAAGGACACUGCUGUGGAGAGUUUCAGUGAGGUGUCCAAGUCUUCUCCACGGAGUUACGACCACUGGAAGCGUGGGCAGCCCGAGGAGAGCGUCGUCUUCCACAGCUCCCUCGUGGUGUGAAGCCCUUGGGGCAAAGCCAGCCAGCACCAGCAGCUCUGGCUCCUCAGGGUGUCUCCCCCAGCCUUGUGUGGAGACAAGUGCCUUGUGAAGGUGGGAUGUGACAGCCAGGAGGUGGCCCUGGGACUGAGAACCACAAGGGGCUUCCUCCCAGGAUGAUAGAAACUGUGAAGUACAUUGUGCCACGGGACUCCUCCCUGCUGGAGGGGCUGGUUUCUCCCGGCCUCCCCUGUCAAAGCACUUUCCUGUGUUCCAUUGUCUUUGUUUCCUGUGUGAUUGUUUUGCUGGUGAAGAGCAGCCGGGCCCUGCUGGGGGAGCAGAGGGGAACUUGUGCUCCCUGUCUCUGGGAAAGGAGGUGGAGCUGGGGAGGGUUCAGGUUGGAGCUUCCCUGGAGCUGUCUGGGAUUGCUGAACCCUGGGGAGUGGGAAGGGGGGAGAAGGGGCAGCUGCCCUUGGAUGGGUUGGAGCAGAAGAUGGUGUGUGCCUGCACUGCUAAGGCAGCUCAUCUCCCUCAGAGCACAGAGGGGGCUGGAGAGCAGCAGGUCCCUGCCUGUGCUUCCACUGUUCCCUUUGAAACAAGCCUGGAGUGUUAGGAAUGCUGGGCUGAAAGGGGGGAGGGUGCAGGGGCCUCAGUGCAGCCUGCACUGAUCUGGGCAGGUUUGGUGGCUGAGGAAGAGGGAGGCACCUGAGGCACCAGCUCCCUCCCUGUCCCUGGGCUGAGGUUUUCCAGGUGCCCUGGCUGUGCUGCAGGAAAAGGGGAUGGAAGUGGAAACCAUCAGUUCAGAAAGGUCCCUGCUCCAGGGGGUGUUGCUGCUGGAGAGAAACUCCCUGCUCCUUCCCAUGAGCCUGGACAGCCUGGUUCCUGGGGGGAUGCAGAGGGGGGCCUGGGACCCUCUGCCUGUGAGGGCUGGAGAAGCUGCACAAAGCUGUGACCAGGGCUGGGCAGAAGUUGCUCCCCAACAGGAGCCAAUUCACACGGGAAUAUUGAUUGUAAAACCUCUGGACAACAAAAGUAUUAGAUUUUGUGUUCUGUUGCAAAGGCUCUGGGUUGGACUGAAGAAGCCUAUUUUCUUGUAUCUGAUGUAGAAACUCUAUUUUCUUCCAAAGACACUAUUUUUGCAGCUGUUUGAAGUUUGUAUUUUAUGUAUGUAUUGCAGAGCUUAAAGAAGGAAUGUUAGCUUUGGAGUUCCUGUCUUGUGUUUAGAGGGUUGUUUUGGGUUUUUUUGCAGAUGCUGGUAUUGCCAGUGAAGAGGAAACAAAAUAAAUAUUUCAGGCAUCCAAAGUCCUUCUUUGGGAUUGAA
Messenger RNA from Apus apus (common swift), 2599 nucleotides. RefSeq names its product family with sequence similarity 117 member A (gene FAM117A). The record is from RefSeq and is a predicted model, not a curated record. The transcript is spliced from 8 exons. Lineage: Eukaryota; Metazoa; Chordata; Aves; Apodiformes; Apodidae. Bases 1 to 1302 code for a protein of 433 amino acids.